AUGGCGCCUCGGUCAUUCACAACGCUUGUGAUCGCCGUCAGUGGAACAAUUCCAGGCUUUAAGCAAGCCGAAAUCAAAACACUGGUCGAAGGAAAUAGUGCAACAUUCGCUAACUCCGUGGACAAUACGUGCACUCACUUGAUUGCAACUGAGAAAGAGGUCGCGAAAAAGAGUGCCAAAUACCAAGCAGCAUGCAAGGUAGAAGGAUGUCAGGUAGUGUCCGUGGACUGGUUGGUUGAAUCUAGCGAAAGAGGAAAAGUUCUCCCUGAGCUGGUUUAUCUCCUCGACCAAGAGGAGAAAAUACCACCGACCGAAAAUGCUGGGGACAAAGGAAAGAAGCGUGCCAUGAAGCAAGAAGAUGAUGCCGAGGCACCAGAAUCGAAUAAAAAGCAAAAGGAAUCUCAGUGUACCAGCUCCAGGACCUUGAACGUUCCUAUCGAUUAUGCUUUUCUUCCCAGUUGUCCUUUCUUGAGGAACCGGCAAGGUUCCAAGGUCCACAUUGAAGACUCUCUCAUAUGGGACGCCACACUCAACCAGGCCCACGCAGGCAACAAUAAUAACAAGUUUUACCGCAUCCAGCUGAUAGCAUCCGAAGACUCGAAAGAGUUCGUUACGUGGUGCAGAUGGGGGCGUAUUGGGGAGCAAGGCCAGUUUGCUACCCUGGGACACGGGGGUCUGCAGGGGGCCAAGGCCUGCUUCGAGAAGAAAUUCAAAGACAAGUCGGGAUUAAAAUGGGAGAAUCGUUUUGAUGAUCCGAAGAAAGGAAAAUAUACUUUCAUCGAAAGGAGCUAUGAAGAUGACGAGGAACCCAACAAAACGGUGGACAAAACCGACGCCGAUAUAAAGGUCAAGGUUGAAAGCACUCUAACCAAGCCGGUACAAAACCUCAUGUCAUUCAUAUUCAAUCAACAGCACUUUGACUCUGCGAUGGCCUCGAUGUCUUAUGAUGCCGCCAAGCUACCACUCGGAAAAUUGAGUGACAGAACUCUACGGACGGGCUUUACGACAUUGAAGCAACUGGCGAGACUGGCAACCAAUCCUGUGCAUGAUACGGCCUGGCAGACAAGUGUGGAUGACUUGAGCAAUGUCUACUUCACCACAAUACCCCACGUCUUUGGUCGCAAUCGCCCGCCCAUCCUGAACUCUAUCGCACUCAUUAAGCGAGAAGUUGAGCUUUUAGACGCGUUAAGCGAGAUGGAUGUGGGCAAUGAGAUCAUGAAGGAUGCUAAGAAGCUUUCGGACAUGAAUGAAUUGGAUAGUCAGUUCAGUUCAUUAGGGCUCAAAGAAAUGACGCCAUUGGAACCUGGCCAAGAGUUCACCGAACUUGCUGCAUAUUUGAACAACUCUCGUGGGCAGACUCAUAAUUUGAAAUACGAAGUGAUCGAUAUCUUCCGAGUUGAAAGGGAUGGUGAAAAUGAUCGCUUUACGAGCUCCGAGUUCUCAAAGCUGCAAAACAGCGAUCGUCGUCUCCUUUGGCAUGGAAGUCGUUCCACAAAUUUCGGAGGCAUUUUAUCCCAAGGACUUCGAAUCGCCCCGCCAGAAGCCCCCGUGAGCGGCUAUAUGUUUGGAAAGGGAAUAUACCUGGCAGACAUCAGCAGCAAGUCGGCCAACUACUGCUGUCAUCAUAGCAGUGGGAAUAUGGCACUACUUUUGUUGUGCGAUGCAGAGUUGGGAUCCCCGAUGUUGGAGCUGUAUCAAAGCGACUAUAUGGCUGGCGAGAUUGCCAAAAAGGAAGGCAAGAUCGCCACACUAGGCCAAGGGCGGGCAAAGCCUGGUGGCUGGAAGAAAGCUUCUUGCCUUAAUGAGAAUUUGGCCAAUGUUCUCAUGCCCGAUACUGUGGCGCCUCAGAUUCAAGAUCAAACGGCUGGGCUCCAAUACAACGAAUACAUUUGUUAUGACGUGGCACAGAUCCGGCUGAGAUAUCUUUUCUACGUCAAGAUGGGAUAA
Molecule: messenger RNA, 1947 nt
Organism: Penicillium verhagenii
Lineage: Eukaryota; Fungi; Ascomycota; Eurotiomycetes; Eurotiales; Aspergillaceae
Exons: 5
Coding region: 1-1947 (648 amino acids)
Molecular function (GO): NAD+ poly-ADP-ribosyltransferase activity
Source: RefSeq, a predicted model, not a curated record